UGAGAAUUUCCGGCGUUAACGUUACUUUUACACGUCUUUCUUUUUUCUUGCACUUUUCAGGCUUAAAACAAACUUUUAACUCCGUUUACCCCGGCAUUUGAAGACGGCAGCAGAGGUUAUACUCUUGCCAUUUUUAUUAGGAAUAUUUUCCGCGUUUGUGUUUGUUUUUCGUCAUUUUAGCAAGCAAACUAGCUAAUCAGGUAUCUCGCUAACGAUAGUUUGGGCAUCCUCGAAGUUACCCUGCUGCUCAAUGAUACAUUUUUUGCGGUUUCACGAGAAAAACACGCAUUGAUCACUCACAUCUAACGAUGUUUCAUAGUGUUUUGAGUUAACACCACGAUGUCGGCAAUCUCACGGAAGUUUCUCGGCAGUUUGUGAUGUUCAGACUGACUGGUCUUUUCAGAGCAGUAACGUUACGCAGGACCGUUUGCAGCGCCGUAGAGGACAUGGCGAAGGGCAAGUUUUUCUACGCUGUACAGAAAGGAUUCAAACCAGGAGUCUAUAGUUCAUGGGAUGAAUGUAAGAGCCAGGUGGACAAAUUUCCAGCUGCCAUUUUUAAAAAGUUUGCAUCAGAAAAAGAUGCCUGGGCAUUCUUCAGAGGAGUCGAAUCUUCUGCAGUUCCAGAGGAGACAGGGGCUCAGAGUGUGGAGUCUGCUGCCACUCUGCUUCCUAAAAGAGGCCCUGAGCCUCUGGAGUACAUCCCUCUUGGUAAGAAGAGAUGUCACUCGGACAAGGACACUGAGUCACAACCCAAACGAGUGAAAGAGUCAGAAAGCUUGUCUUCAGAAAGCACAGACCAAUUCACAUACAUGGGUGAUGCUGUGGUUGUUUACACUGACGGUUGCUGCUCAGCCAAUGGACAGAAGGGCGCCAAAGCUGGCAUUGGAGUGUACUGGGGUCACGACCACCCACUAAAUGUCGCAGAGCGUCUGCAGGGAAGACAAACCAACCAGCGUGCAGAAAUACUGGCAGCCUGCAGAGCACUGGAGCAAGCCAAAGAGAAGAACAUAAAGAAGUUGGUCCUCUACACUGACAGCAUGUUUACAAUCAAUGGUGUGAACAACUGGGUGAAGAAAUGGAAGCUGAACGGCUGGCAGUUGAAAUCUGGAGGUGCGGUCAUAAACAAAGAUGAAUUUAUGAAGCUGGACAAACUGAACGCAGAGCUGGAGGUUGUCUGGAUGCAUAUUCCAGGGCACGCCGGCUAUAAGGGCAACGAGGAGGCCGACAAACUGUCGAGAGAAGGAGCAGCGAAACGUUUACAGCUGCAGCAUAAAGAAACAGAAGAUUGCAGUUGAAGAGCUCGGCUGCAGGACUGUUAAUGUGUUCUCUGAUUUAAUACAGAUUUUUUUUCUUUCUUUCUCCACAAGCAUUUGUGACGGGAAUGAAACUCAAAAAGGGAAAUCUGAGUUUUAGAUGUUUAUUUUCAUUAUGUUUUUGCUCUAAAUAAAGUCUAUGCUUCAAAUGUU
Molecule: messenger RNA, 1466 nt
Organism: Plectropomus leopardus (leopard coralgrouper)
Lineage: Eukaryota; Metazoa; Chordata; Actinopteri; Perciformes; Serranidae
Gene: rnaseh1
Product: ribonuclease H1
Biological process (GO): DNA replication, removal of RNA primer
Molecular function (GO): magnesium ion binding; RNA-DNA hybrid ribonuclease activity; nucleic acid binding
Source: RefSeq, a predicted model, not a curated record